Molecule: messenger RNA, 648 nt
Organism: Mus pahari (shrew mouse)
Lineage: Eukaryota; Metazoa; Chordata; Mammalia; Rodentia; Muridae
Gene: Psenen
Product: presenilin enhancer, gamma-secretase subunit
Exons: 4
Coding region: 213-518 (101 amino acids)
Biological process (GO): Notch receptor processing
Cellular component (GO): gamma-secretase complex
Source: RefSeq, a predicted model, not a curated record
AUGCGUACAACGUAGCCGAGGGGGGGGGCUGGGCAGGGAAAAAAAAAAAAAAAAAAGCGACAACAAAAUCCACUGAAACCUGCUGCAUCUCCCGCAAAGGAAUCCCAGGCAGAAGGGAUAAACCCCACUGGGGCGUGGUUGCUCGUGAUCUUGCGCCUGUCAUUUGGGUCUUGCUCUGCAGACCCUUAGGACCACCGGGCUCCAGCGCAACUAUGAACUUGGAGCGGGUAUCCAAUGAGGAGAAGUUGAACCUGUGCCGGAAGUACUAUCUUGGUGGAUUUGCAUUCCUGCCUUUUCUCUGGUUGGUCAACAUUUUCUGGUUCUUCAGGGAGGCGUUCCUCGCCCCAGCCUACACAGAGCAGAGCCAAAUCAAAGGCUAUGUGUGGCGCUCAGCUGUGGGCUUCCUCUUCUGGGUGAUUGUCCUCACCACCUGGAUCACCAUCUUCCAGAUCUACCGGCCCCGCUGGGGUGCUCUUGGGGACUACCUUUCCUUCACCAUUCCCCUGGGCACUCCCUAACAACUUCAUAAGCUGCUGAUCCGUUCUUUCUCCCAGGAUGAAGGCUUCUCUGCUCUAAGCUUUCCCUCAGACCCUGAAGACCUCUGUUUCUCAUUUCCCAUCUGCCCCAAUAAAGGACUCUAACUUUAAA